AUGGCAACCGAACUCUACGAUGGUGCGAUAGGUAUCGACCUAGGUACCACGUACUCCUGCGUGGCAACUUAUGAAGGGACAAAUGUGGAAAUAAUUGCAAAUGAACAAGGGAGUUUUACAACACCUUCAUUCAUUUCAUUUACAGACAAGGAGAGGUUGAUUGGUGAAGCUGCAAAAAACCAAGCUGCUAUGAAUCCACGCAACACUAUCUUUGACAUCAAACGGUUAAUUGGAAGACGGUUUGACGACCCGACAGUAAAGAAAGAUGUUGCAUCUUGGCCAUUCAAAGUCAUUGACCAGGAUGGAAGUCCAAUGGUUGAAGUUGAGUAUCUGGGGGAGACUAAAGUUUUUUCUCCACAAGAAGUCUCAUCUAUGGUUUUAUCAAAGAUGAAAGAAGUCGCAGAAGUUAAGCUGGGAAAGAAAGUAACAAAAGCUGUUAUAACAGUCCCGGCGUAUUUCAAUGAUAAUCAACGACAGGCCACUAAAGAUGCCGGAGCUAUUGCUGGACUCAACGUCCUACGAAUUAUAAAUGAGCCCACGGCUGCAGCGAUCGCCUACGGCUUAGGAGCAGGAAAAUCAAGUAAGGAGAGAAAUGUACUUAUUUACGAUCUCGGUGGCGGAACUUUCGAUGUCUCUCUGCUCAACAUCCAGGGAGGUGUGUUCACAGUAAAAGCUACUGCGGGUGACACUCACUUGGGUGGUCAAGAUUUUGAUACAAAUCUUCUGGAACAUUUCAAAAAAGAAUUCCAACGAAAGACUAAGAAGGACAUGUCGAACGAUCCUCGCGCACUUCGACGUUUGCGCACAGCAUGCGAACGCGCCAAGAGAACGCUCUCCAACGGAGCACAAACGACGGUAGAGAUUGAUUCGCUAUUUGACGGAGAAGAUUUUAACGCCCAAAUCACUCGAGCGCGCUUUGAGGACUUGAAUUCUAAGGCUUUCAAUGGAACUUUGGACCCUGUUGCUCAGGUGUUGAAAGAUGCUAACCUUGACAAAAGUAAAGUCGAUGAAAUCGUUCUUGUCGGAGGCUCUACUCGUAUUCCCCGGAUACAAAAACUUUUGAGCGAUUUCUUUGACGGUAAAAAACUUGAAAAGUCCAUCAACCCCGACGAGGCCGUUGCCUACGGAGCUGCAGUUCAGGCCGGUAUCCUUUCCGGAAAAGCUACUUCUUCCGACACAGCUGACUUACUUUUACUCGACGUUGUACCACUUUCGCUCGGUGUCGCGAUGGAAGGUAACAUAUUUGCACCUGUAGUACCCCGCGGGCAGACUGUUCCGACUAUAAAGAAAAGAACCUUCACAACUGUUGCUGACAAUCAACAAACUGUGCAAUUUCCCGUAUUUCAAGGUGAGCGUGUCAACUGCGAAGAUAAUACAUCCCUUGGGGAAUUUACUCUUGCUCCUAUUCCUCCUAUGAAAGCUGGCGAUGCGGUGCUCGAAGUAGUAUUUGAGGUGGAUGUCAACGGUAUUCUCAAGGUUACAGCUACAGAGAAGACAUCGGGGCGCAGUGCCAACAUCACUAUCUCAAAUUCUGUAGGCAAGCUAUCAUCUAGCGAGAUAGAGAGCAUGAUAAAUGAUGCCGAGAAAUUUAAGAACAGCGAUGAAGCGUUCAGCAAAAAGUUUGAAGCUAGACAACAACUUGAAUCAUACAUAUCAAGAGUUGAGGAGAUAGUAUCUGACCCGACUAUGUCCCUCAAACUAAAGCGAGGAAACAAGGAGAAGAUUGAAUCAGCCCUCAGUGAUGCUAUGGCUCAAUUGGAGAUCGAAGAUUCAACAUCGGACGACUUGAAAAAGAAGGAACUCGCACUGAAACGGGCAGUAACAAAGGCCAUGUCUGCUAGGUAA
Blumeria graminis f. sp. triticale is the source of this 1845-nucleotide messenger RNA. NCBI's taxonomy places the organism in Eukaryota, Fungi, Ascomycota, Leotiomycetes, Helotiales, Erysiphaceae. The record is from the annotation of a GenBank genome assembly.